Molecule: messenger RNA, 6463 nt
Organism: Poeciliopsis prolifica (blackstripe livebearer)
Lineage: Eukaryota; Metazoa; Chordata; Actinopteri; Cyprinodontiformes; Poeciliidae
Gene: upf2
Product: UPF2 regulator of nonsense mediated mRNA decay
Exons: 21
Coding region: 166-3993 (1275 amino acids)
Biological process (GO): nuclear-transcribed mRNA catabolic process, nonsense-mediated decay
Cellular component (GO): exon-exon junction complex; cytoplasm
Molecular function (GO): protein binding; RNA binding
Source: RefSeq, a predicted model, not a curated record
CUGUAUUGAUAUUGACCAAUUAUUUUAGCUGCCACAAAAUUACCCAUGUUUGUUUUAUUUACUAUAUUUUUAAUCAGGCAAAACGCAUAGUACCAAUACAACAGGGUCCUUCUUCGGUUAACUUGGAAACCAUUCACCGAUGUUUGUUUUGGAGUCAUCAGUAGUAUGCCUGCUGAGAGCAAGCCCUCAGUAAACAUGGAUGAAAAAAACGUCAACUCCUUCACCAACAAAGAAAAAGAGAAGGACAAAGAGGCUGAACGGAGGGCUGCAUCUGCUAGAGACAAGGCUAAAGAAGAGGCGAAAGCCGGUGGUAAAAAGGACACAUGCAAGGAGGAGAAGAAAAAACGCCUAGAGGAGGAAAAGAAGAAGAAAGAGGAAAAGGAGCGAAGGAAGAAAGAGGAGGAAAAGCAGAAAGAGGAGGAGGAUCAGAAGAAGAAAGAGGAGGAGGAGAAGAAGCAACAGGAGGAGCUGCAGAAGAAGCUCGAAGAAGAUGAGGCCAAACGGCAGCGUGAGGAAGAGGCAGCGUUGCUCAAGGAAAAGGAGGAGGGCCACCAGCUGCACCAGGAGGCCUGGGAACGGCAUCAGGGCCGGAAGGAGCUCCGCAGCCGGAACCAGAACGCCCAGGAGGCCCGACCCGAGGAGGCCUUCUUCAGCCGCCUGGACUCCAGCCUGAAGAAGAACACGGCCUUCGUCAAGAAGCUGCGCACGCUGACGGAGCAGCAGCGCGACGCACUCUCCAACGACUUCGCCUCGCUCAACCUCAGCAAGUACAUCGGCGAGGCGGUGAGCUCGCUGGUGGAGGCCAAGCUGAAGAUUUCCGACGUGGGCUGCGCCGUGCACCUGUGCUCCCUGUUCCACCAGCGCUACGCUGAGUUUGCGCCGCUGCUGCUGCAAGCCUGGAAGAAGCACUUUGAGGCCAGGAAGGAAGACAAGUCUCCCAAUGUGAGCAAACUCCGCACCGACCUGCGCUUCAUCGCCGAGCUCACCAUCGUCGGCCUGUUCACCGACAAGGAGGGGCUUUCGCUGAUCUACGAGCAGCUGAAGAACAUCAUCGGGACGGACCGCGAGACGCACACUCACGUGUCGGUGGUGAUCAGCUUCUGCAAGCACUGUGGCGACGACAUUGCUGGUCUGGUGCCGCGCAGGGUGAAGCUGGCGGCGGAGAAGUUCGGCUUAGCGUUCCCGCCGAGCGAGAUCAUCAGCACCGAGAAGCAGCAGCCGUUCCAGAACCUGCUGAGGGAAUACUUCACCUCCCUGACCAAACACCUGAAGAAGGAUCACCGGGAGCUGCAGAACACCGAGAGGCAGAACCGGCGGAUCUUGCACUCCAAAGGCGAGCUGAGCGAGGAUCGCCACAAGCAGUACGAGGAGUUCGCCACGUCUUACCAGAAGCUGCUGGCCAACACGCAGACGCUGGCUGACCUGCUGGACGAAAACAUGCCGGAGCUGCCGCAGGACAAGACCGUGCAGGAAGAGCACGGCCCCGGCAUCGACAUCUUCACCCCUGGGAAACCCGGAGAGUACGAACUGGAGGGCGGUAUCUGGGAGGACGAAGACGCGCGGAACUUCUACGAAAACCUGAUCGACCUGAAGGCUUUCAUUCCCGCCAUCCUGUUCAAGGACAACGAGAAGAGCGGCCUGAGCAAAGACAAGGACGACGCCAAAGAUGGCAGAGAAGGGAAGGAUGUGAGCGCCACAGAAGACCUGGAGCUGGAUCUGGAGGUGCUGGACAUCGCAGACGAGCCUCUGGAGCUGGAGGGAGGAGACGAGGUGGAGAACGAGGAGCUGGCCAAGAAGCUGCUGGAUGAGCAAGAGCAAGAAGACGAGGAGGCCAACACCGGGUCGCACCUGAAGCUGAUUGUGGACGCCUUCAUUCAGCAGCUUCCAAACUGUGUCAACAGGGACCUGAUAGACAAGGCCGCCAUGGACUUCUGCAUGAACAUGAACACCAAAUCCAACCGGAGGAAACUGGUCCGGGCCUUGUUCACCGUCCCCAGGCAGAGGUUGGAUCUUCUGCCUUUCUACUCUCGCCUGGUGGCGACGCUGCAUCCCUGCAUGUCAGACGUAGCCGAGGAUCUUUGCUCCAUGCUGAAGGGAGACUUCAGGUUCCAUAUCCGUAAGAAGGACCAGAUCAACAUCGAGACCAAAAACAAAACUGUGCGAUUCAUCGGAGAACUUUCCAAGUUCAAGAUGUUCUCAAAGACCGACACGCUUCACUGCCUGAAGAUGCUGCUGUCUGAUUUCACUCACCACCACAUCGAGAUGGCCUGCACGCUGCUGGAGACCUGCGGCCGCUUCCUGUUCCGCUCGCCCGACUCUCACCUGCGGACCAGCGUCCUGCUGGAGCAAAUGAUGCGUAAAAAGCAGGCGCAGCACCUGGACGCGCGCUAUGUCACCAUGGUGGAGAACGCCUACUACUACUGCAACCCGCCGCCCAUCGAGAAGGCUGUGAAGAAGAAGCGGCCGCCGCUGCAGGAGUACAUCAGGAAGCUGCUGUACAAGGACCUGUCCAAGGUCACCACGGAGAAAGUGCUGCGGCAGAUGCGCAAGCUGCCGUGGCAGGAGCCCGAGGUGAAGGGCUACCUGAUCUGCUGCAUGAUCAACAUCUGGAACGUCAAGUACAACAGCAUCCACUGCGUGGCCAACCUGCUGGCCGGCCUGGUGGCGUACCAGGAGGACGUGGGCAUCCACGUGGUGGACGGCGUCCUGGAGGACAUCCGGCUCGGCAUGGAGGUCAACCAGCCCAAGUUCAACCAGCGGCGGAUCAGCAGCGCCAAGUUCCUGGGUGAGCUCUACAACUACCGCAUGGUGGAGUCGGCCGUGGUCUUCCGGACCCUCUUCUCCUUCAUCUCCUUCGGGGUGAACCCGGACGGCACCCCCAGCCCGCUGGACCCGCCCGAGCACCUGUUCCGCAUCCGGCUCGUCUGCACGCUGCUCGACACCUGCGGCCAGUACUUCGACCGCGGCUCCAGCAAGAAGAAGCUCGACUGUUUCCUCAUCUACUUCCAGCGGUACAUUUGGUGGAAGAAGAGCGUGGACGUUUGGACGAAGGACCACCCGUUCCCCAUCGACAUCGACUACAUGAUCAGCGACACGCUGGAGCUUCUGCGGCCCAAGAUGCGGCUCAGCUGCUCGCUGGACGACGCCACCCGGCAGGCGGCCGACCUGGAGAAGGAAGUUCUCGUCAAACUGGGCAUGGCCAUGGAGAAGGACGGCCGCUCCAGCGCCAUGAGCGAAGGUGAGCCGCUCGAUGAGGAGGACGAGGAUGAGGACGAAGAUGGAGCCGCUGACACCGAGGAGCAGUCGGGCAACGAGAGCGAGAUGAACGAACAGGAAGAGGAUGAAGGAUCUGAGAACGAGGAAGAGGAGCGAGAGGAAGAGGAGGAGGAGAACACGGAUUACCUGACCGACUCCAACAAGGAGAACGAGACGGACGAGGAGAACAAUGAAGUGACGAUCCGCGGCGGAGGACUGAAGCAUGUCGCCUGCGCUGAGGACGAAGACUUCAUCCAGGCUCUGGAUAAGAUGAUGCUGGAGAACCUGCAGCAGCGCAGCGGCGAGGCGGUGAAGGUGCACCAGCUGGACGUGGCCAUCCCGCUGCAGCUGAAGAGCCAGCUGAAGAAGGGCGGCUCCGGCCAGCAGUGCAUGGGGGAGGGAGACUCGGACAUCUCCGACACCAUGCAGUUCGUCAUGCUCACUCGCAAGGGCAACAAGCAGCAGUAUAAGAUCCUGAACGUCCCUUUGUCGUCUCACCUGGCGGCGAAUCACUUCAACCAGCAGCAGGCGGAGCAGGAGGAGAGGAUGAGGAUGAAGAAACUCACCCUGGACAUCAACGAGAGGCAGGAGCAGGAAGACUACCAGGAGAUGAUGCAGUCGUUCGCCCAGCGUCCGGCUCCGGCCAACACCAACCGGGAGCGCCGGCCGCGCUACCAGCACCCGAAAGGCGCUCCCAACGCCGACCUCAUCUUCAAAACCGGAGGAAGGAGACGCUGAUGGGAGACGGCGCCGGGCCGAGCGAGCGAGCACCAGAGAGAGAGAGAGGGAGGGGACAGCGAAUCCCUCAGACACCGGGUCGGACCAGAACCCCCCGGACCUGAACACACACUGUUAGCAAACCCAGGGAGGAGAGGUCAAAGGUCAGGGCUCAGACAGGAGGCUCUCUUCCUUUUUGCCUGUUGUCUGAAGAAAAACCCGGCAGCGGUCGGGUUUGGAGGACGGACCGGACGCGGCGGCGGAGCGUCGGUGUCACCGGGUUGAAGAUAAAUAAACCGAUUUAAGGAGAACACGUCUGCAUCUUCUUCUUCUACUGUUUCCUGUGUGCACGGAUCCUGCUGAGACCGUCUGACUGAUGCCAACGCAGGAACCUUUUGAUUUCCCGGCAAAACGAAGGUUUUCAGUUGAAUCAUGAAGCAGAAAUAUUAGAGAAUAAAAAUCACCUUCCAGAGGUUUUAAUCUGCUGAAUAAUUCAGAAAAUCGCUUCGGACUUCAUCUGCAUCCAUUUUUAAUUCCUGUUUCUCCCAUGAUUUAUUUCAGUUUAAAAGUAUUUGUUUAUUAAAAUAUUUGAUACUUUGCACAGAUUUAAGUUUUCUGCUUUUGUUUCGUUAAAAUUUGACGUUUCUGGAUCAGUCAUGAUCCUCUGGAAGGUUUUAGCAGGUCGAAACUUUGUGAUUUUUCCAUUUAUUUGAAUUUUCUGUGUUCAGUCAGACAAUGUGCAGAAAUGGCGGCUAACCGUCGGUUGCGGUUCUGAAGUUUAGGGGACUGGAGGUUUUUUCAUUUGGAAUAUUGAUUUCAAUUAUUUGAUGCAAUUUACUGACGGGAAGUUUAUUUCCUUUUAAAUGACAAAAAGUGACCAGAUCCCGUCAGCUAAAGCCCAGCAGAUAACAAUGGUGCAAAAGCAAAGGAGGUGGAUUAGCAGAUGGUAUUCUGUGGAAUGUCAUCUCUGCUGAACGUAUAUUGAGCUUUUAGCAUGUCAUGAUCAGGGCGGCUAAUCGAUUUUAUCAAUACAUAGAUCAAAUUUUCUGUUUUUUGUGAUUUUAAUUGAAUGUAAUUUUAAUUAUUGUUUCCAUAGUUCAGUGAUGUCAGAGCUCGCAGGGCGGCCAUCUUGAAUCCUAACUCGCAGAAGGGAUGAUUGAAAUAAUCUGUCAUCUGUAAUUUCUUUUUUAGUAAAGAAAGUGAGGGAAAAAAGUUAUUAAAAUCAGAUUUGGUAGGAAAAACUUAAUUUUUAAGUCAUAUUGCUCACUCUCAGUCAGGCCUUUUCAGAUUCACUGUAACACUGACAGCUACUGGAGCAUCAUCAUCCAGAGCAUCUUAGACUUGGAUGAUAUAAAUUAUAAAGGCGUUUAUUUUUUGCGGGGGAUUAAUAGUUUUAAAUUGCUUUAUUGGAUUAACUCUUUUUCAGAAAAGUUGAAAACAAACUCAAGUUAACAAAUGUUGUUUUUUUUUGUUUUUUUUUUACAAAAUUGAGGGUGUUAUUAUUUUAAUUUUCAUGCUUCCAUCAACCUCUGUUAACAUGACACUUUAAAAUUCACAUUAAAAAAAACAUGCUGGUUGAAGAGUUGGACGCCGUCCCACAGCAGUGUGUGACCUUCAUAAUGAGAAACCUGUUCAGUUCCUCCUUCACCUGUUUAUCAAUUAAUUGUUGAAUUUUCUAAUUUAUCUCGUUUUGAUUGAGCUUGUUUUUUAGUCUGGGUCUAAAAUGGUUUUAAAUCCUGACAGAUUUACAUUUAAACUUAAAUUUGCUUUAGAUUCAUCAUCCAUUUUGCUUUUAUUUCAGUUUUAACAAAAUUAAAAUUAUUUCUGCUUUCUGAUUGGAUUUAUUGGCAUUACAGAUGUUGUUUUUUUAUUUUUUUUUUUACAUGUCUACUGAUUUUUAUUUGGUUUUUUUACUUAAUUUUAUUUAGUUUUUGGCUCGUUUUGUUUUUAUGAACACAUGUUCUGUUUUCACGAGUCAGCAGAAAAAGUCACCAGUUUGCACCUUCAAAGAUCAGUUUGUCACAUUCUAAUCUAUUUUAGUCAUUUAUAAAUUAAACAGAUUUGUCAAACUAAAUCAGAUCUUGAUGACACAGCAGAAACAAAUGGCUUGGAGAAAUGUUUUAAAGUGCUUUUGUACAGAUUUUAAACCACAGAUCAAACGGAUCUGGAUGUUCCCUGAUGGACACCUGGGUGUACAUAUUUACCUUUUUUUUUGUUUUUGUGGAUAUUUCUCUUCCUCCUUUUGGACUAACGUGUUACUGUGUGCCUGAGGGUCGUCCUAGGUGACGACCUUUGCUCUCUCAUUAGAUUAAUUUGAUCUGUUCAAGCUUUAGAUGGUUACAUAUGAUCUGCUGCAUGGAGCUUUUGUUUUCUGCUGUAAAAUCGUAAAUCUUUGCGUUUCUGUGCCCAGAUUCAGGAAUCUCUUCCUGCUGAAGUUUUGUGUCGCCGCUCAUGAUGAAGAAAUUUCAGCACAAUAAAUGUGUGGAGGUGA